Molecule: messenger RNA, 3150 nt
Organism: Austrofundulus limnaeus
Lineage: Eukaryota; Metazoa; Chordata; Actinopteri; Cyprinodontiformes; Rivulidae
Gene: ehhadh
Product: enoyl-CoA, hydratase/3-hydroxyacyl CoA dehydrogenase
Biological process (GO): fatty acid beta-oxidation
Cellular component (GO): peroxisome
Molecular function (GO): (3S)-3-hydroxyacyl-CoA dehydrogenase (NAD+) activity; NAD+ binding
Source: RefSeq, a predicted model, not a curated record
UGCGGCGGUGAGGCAGGGUAUCGUUGACAUGAUGGAAAGAGCUCUCAGUGAGCCGGAGGUGAAAUCUGUGGUCAUCUGUGGUCAGAACGGGAAGUUCAGUGGAGGUGCAGACAUCAAAGAGUUUGGGUCAAACAUGCGCGGCCCGUCUCUGAUACCAAUGAUCGAUCGAAUGGAGUCAUCAUCCAAACCGGUGGUGGCAGCCAUCGAGGGGAUCGCUUUAGGCGGGGGCCUUGAGUUGGCGCUCGCUUGUCACUAUCGUAUCGCGCACUCUAAGGCCAAACUAGGACUACCAGAGGUGAAGCUGGGUCUGCUACCGGGUGCUGGAGGAACCCAACGCCUACCGAGGCUCAUCGGUAUCCCAGCUGCCUUAGAGCUCAUCACAACAGGUCGCCAUGUGACGGCUGCCGAGGCCCUGCAGCUUGGAAUAGUAGACGAGGUCACCGAUCACAACGCUCUGGAUGCAGCUGUCAAGCUUGCGUUGAGUGUUGCAGGUAAAUCACUGGAUUCGCGGCGUAUAAGCACCUAUCCGUGCCCACGCCCCCCUGAUGCAGACGCCCUCUUUGAAACGGCGAUGCAGCAGGCGCGGCAGCAUGCCCGUGGAGCCAUCGCGCCCCUUGCAUGUGUCCAGGCGGUUCAGGCCGCUGCCACGCUGCCAUACAGCCRUGGCAUGGAGCGGGAGAGAGAUCUGUUCAAGGUGCUCUUCACUUCAGGCCAGGCCCGCGCUCUGCAGUACUCUUUCUUUGCUCAGAGAGCCGUGGACAGGUGGAGCACGCCCAGUGGUGCCCGCUGGGACACGAGCAAGCCCAGACCUGURCACAGAGCAGCUGUCAUUGGGCUUGGCACCAUGGGACGUGGUAUAACUGUGGCCCUUGCUCAGGCUGGGUUGUCUGUAGUUGYGGUGGAAACCAAUGAGAAGCAGCUAACAGAGGCAAAGCAGGCGGUGUCGGACAUGUUGGCGCGAGGAGCUAAGAGACGCGGGGUCCCKCCGGCACUCGAUAAAGUCCUUUACAGCCAUAASCUCCAGGCCGUGGCRGAUGCUGACCUGGUCAUYGAAGCCGUAUUCGAGGACAUGGCUUUGAAGAAGGUCAUUUUCCAGCAGCUGGCGGCCAUGUGUAAACCAGGCACGCUCCUCUGCACUAACACCUCUGGGUUAGACAUCGAUGAGCUGGCUGCCCAAACCCCAAACCCAGAGCUGGUGGUAGGAAUGCACUUCUUUGCUCCAGCUCAUGUGAUGAAGCUCCUGGAGGUGGUGUACGGGCGAAAGUCGUCCCCUCAAGCUUUGGCCACYGCCAUGCAGAUCGGGAAGAAAAUGGAGAAGGUCGGCGUGGCCGUCGGGAACUGCCGCGGCUUUGUGGGGAACCGCAUGCUGAAGUCCUACCUGGACCAAGCCUUCUUCCUGUUGGAGGAGGGAGCCACGCCYGAGCUGGUAGAUAAAGUGCUGGAGGAGUUUGGCUUCGCCAUGGGGGUGUUCCGAAUGUCGGACCUGUCUGGGCUCGAUGUAGGUUGGAGGGUCAGGCAGGCACGUGGGCUGGUGACGCCCGGAGCUUCAACAGGACCGUCCGCUAGAGUCCGCGAAGGCCACAGGUACAGCCCGCUGGGAGACCUGCUCUGUGAGCUUGGAAGGUUUGGCCAGAAAACGGGGAAAGGAUGGUACCAAUAUGACAAACCCGGUGGUCGAGUUGCUAAGCCCGAUCCUUGGAUUCACCUCUUUCUGGAGGAGUWCCGAGCCCAGCAUGGCUUGGUGGCGCGCCGCAUCGAUCACCAAGAGGUGCUGGAUCGCUGUCUUUACGCUCUCAUAAACGAGGGUUUCCACAUUCUCGAGGAUGGAAUAGCUGCAGGGCCUGAAGACAUCGACGUCAUCUAUGUGCUUGGUUAUGGCUGGCCCCCUCAUYGCGGGGGUCCCAUGUUCUACGCCGGAAUGGUGGGUCUGAAUAAGGUCCUGGAGAGGCUGGAGCACUACCACCAGCUGCACCCCGAUGUUCCCAGCCUGCAGCCCUGCAGCCUSCUCAGAAAGCUUGUGGCCAGUGGCAGCCCACCUAUCCACAAAUGGAGGGAGGUCAUCAAGAGACCCCACAGCCAGCUUUAAUAUCGCCCACACAAAUCAACCAAAUACUUCCUAAUCCAAUAAAACUGAGUCAUUGAUUCACGUAUUAUGACUGUGAUGGCUGUAUGUAUAUGCAGGAGAUAAACCAAACCAUAAAAAUCUUAGUCACAAACAUUUUCUUUAAAUCAGCCACUUAAAUUACAGUUUAUGUAAGAAGAAACGCUAAUCAAACAUUUCUACAUGUAGUGAUGAUAGCAACAACACAUUAGGAGCAUAUGAAAUGUGCAAAGGCGAAUUGAACAAGAAUGUAAUUGGCUCCGUUUCCACAUCCCAGCAUUUAGAAGUGUGGAGCCAGUAAUUUGAAUAGAGGUUGACAGUAAUUGGAGUAAAUUGUUGAGGUGGUAAAAGUUACAGCUGCAGCCUCAGCAGAAAGAGAAAAAAAAACGUUUAAGUGGAUGGCCGCAGGAAAUAACUGACCUCCCGUGAUGUUUUUCAGUCAAUGAGCUCAAAUCUACGAUGAGGAAAGAGACUUUGAGCAUCGUGGAAAGAUGUUUCAAGAAUAUCUGAACAUGAUUGGCUUUGCAGUCGUUCAUGUUUUACACAAACGUUAUUCUGGAUGAAAGUAAAUUGUGCUCGUUGGUCUGUCGAAAAGACUGCAUAAACACCCGCCUCUAAAGAUGCGAGCUGAUCGUUUUGCAUUACGGCUGCAAUUAUUUCUCCUGCCUCUAGCCUUUGGAAACAACAGAGGUGCAAUAAAGUACUUUAAAUAAACCAAAUUAAUCAAAAUAACAGCAACAUAAAAUAUGAAUGUAAAAGAACAAUUUAGACAUUUACAACUUGUAUAUAAGCUAAUUUUUCAUCAUACUGACAGCUUUAUGCACAAGUCUUUAAUGAUGUGGUGCUUUACUGAAAAAAAUAAAAUAAAAAAAGCAAUAAAAUCUGCAUAAGAAUGUACAAAUAUUGACUGUGGAGGAGUCCAGGAGCUUAAUUGUGCCAAAAGAUUUAUAAUGUGUUUUUUUUUUACAUUUUUCUGUAUUAAUGUUUUAUAUAACACUAUCUGUUGUGCAUUAUAAUCAGAUCCUUGAAUAAAAAAAACUUUAAAGUAA